AUGGAAGUGGAAGUACCUCGACGGUUUUCCAUACGAUCCUGCUUCAGCGAAUUCAAGGACUUCGUCCCUCCCGGCCAGCCGACCUACCCGUACGGCGCACCGGGCUGGCACGACCCGCCCGCCGUCUCCCGCUCGGUCGAAGACCCGCACCUGUCCCGGCGACGCGACUUCGACGUCCGCCUGCGGACAGAACACAACAGCCACAGCGCCGACGACGACAUGUGUGGACCUUCUCCCGUCGUCAUGUCGGCUACCGGGUCCAACCAAGCAGCGACGGACACCACGACGAAGUCCGCGGAGCUGCCCAGUCCGGCACACGGGGAAGACACCGCGCUCAGCCCGACAACAGAGCCCGACGUCACGCCGACGAGCACGGGCCGCAAGGGCAAGAAGAAGCCGUACCGCCGCCACGCCAAGCCGCCCGUGUCCUACACCGCCAUGAUCGCGGCGGUGAUCCAGGAGUCGCCCGAGAAGAAACUGACGCUGCUCCAGAUCGUGGACGAGCUCAAGCGGCGGUAUUCCUUCUUCAACGGCGACUACAAGGGCUGGAAGAACAGCGUUCGACACAACCUCUCCCUCAACAAGUGUUUCGUCAAGUCGAGUCGCGUGUGUCGGGCGGUGCUGUACCGUUUAUGA
Branchiostoma belcheri (Belcher's lancelet) is the source of this 636-nucleotide messenger RNA. RefSeq names its product forkhead box protein H1-like. Gene Ontology annotation, molecular function: RNA polymerase II cis-regulatory region sequence-specific DNA binding; DNA-binding transcription factor activity, RNA polymerase II-specific. Lineage: Eukaryota; Metazoa; Chordata; Leptocardii; Amphioxiformes; Branchiostomatidae. Gene Ontology annotation, biological process: animal organ morphogenesis; regulation of transcription by RNA polymerase II. The coding region runs from base 1 to 636 and encodes 211 amino acids. The record is from RefSeq and is a predicted model, not a curated record. The transcript has 2 exons. Gene Ontology annotation, cellular component: nucleus.